AUGGGUUCAAUGCCAAUGAACGACAUUUACACAGGCGACAUUGCCGUAAUUGGCAUGUCCUGCAGAUUUCCCGGCAAUUGCCAAGAUGUCGACAAAUUCUGGAACUCAAUAGCCAGUGGCGAGUGCGCAUGGAGAGAAAUUCCAAAAGACCGGUUCAACGGUGAUGCAUUUUGGAGUCCUUCUGAGCACAGACGAAGCAACAGCAGCAAAACCAAGUCUGGUUUUUUUCUAAAAGACGAUGUUGCUCGCUUCGAUGCCGGAUUCUUUACACUCCCAAAAGCCGAGGUCUUGGCUAUGGACCCGCAGCAGCGCCUGCUCAUCGAGGUAGCAUAUGAGGCUCUCGAGGCUGCUGGUCUUCCUCUGCAACGCAUCGCAGGCUCGCGGACAGGCGUGUUCGUCGGUGUCCUGACAGACGACUACUACAACAUCCUCCGCAAAGAUGCGGAUAACAUGCCUACGUACACAUUAGCUGGCAACCAUGCAACUACCAUGGCGGGUCGGCUUUCUUGGCUGUGGGAUCUCCAUGGACCGUGUUUGACUCUUGAUACAGCUUGCUCAAGUAGUCUUGUAGCAUUACACACGGCUUGCCAGAGCAUUCGAGCCAUGGAGAGCGACAUGGCCAUUGUUGGUGGAACAAACCUCAUGCUUUCACCUGAUAUGUUCAAAGUGCUAAGUAGUGCAUCAUUGCUAGCUCCAGACGGGAGGAGCAAAGCUUUCGAUGCAUCUGGUGAUGGUUAUGGAAGAGGUGAAGGUAUUGGGGCAUUAGCGCUCAAGCGAGUUGAAGAUGCAGUGCGCGACGGAGACCCUAUCAGAGCAGUAAUAAGGGGAACGUCCAGCAACCAGGAUGGCCACACCAAAGGCCUCACUCUGCCAGAUUGGAGAGCACAAGCGGACUUGAUCCGCGAUGCAUAUGACCUAGCUGGCCUAGGGUUUGAACAAACCGGAUAUAUCGAAGCCCAUGGCACCGGAACACAAGCAGGUGAUCAAGAGGAAACCAAGGCCCUCUCAACUACGAUUGCAGCCGGGAGAUCAGCUGCCGAAAAGCUGGUGAUCGGUUCGGUCAAGUCAAACAUUGGACAUCUUGAGGCCUGCGCAGGCCUUGCAGCAAUGGUCAAAGCUGUCCUUGUCCUUGAACACGGGCUGAUCCCCGGCACCAUCACAGUUAAGAACAUCAACCCAAAGAUUCCGCUUGACGAUUGGAAACUGGCCAUACCUAGCACGCUAGUGCCCUUCCCAGAGCGCCAAGGCAUCCGUCGUGUCAGCGUGAAUGGGUUUGGUUUCGCCGGCACCAAUGCGCAUGUAGUGAUGGAUGACGCAUUCUCGUACCUGAAAGCCCGGCAGCUCAAUGGAAUUCACAGCACACGCAAUGGCCAGGACCAAAGAUUACUACAUGGAACCGUUAGUAAUGGCCACUCGAACGGGACGACGGGCAAAGUUGCCAAUGGCCAAGCAAGUACCUUACCUCUCGUGUUCUCUCUGAGCGCCCAAGACAAAGAUGGCAUCGAUCGAACCAAACAGCAGCUAGUCGAGUAUCUCCAGACCAAAACAGGGACAAGCGAAAAGCUUGAGCAGAAAAGCUUCAUGGCUGACCUGGCGUACACCUUGAACUCACGACGCACUUUGCACCAGUGGAAGUCUUUCGCAACAGCAUCUUCCGUUGGAGAUCUCCUACAAACUCUGCAGGACAAGGAAACCCCAUCGCCACAGUAUCUUUCUGCAAACCGGCCGCCCAGUCUAGGUUUUGUGUUUACCGGGCAGGGAGCUCAAUGGGGUGGCAUGGGCAUGGAGCUCAUGGUCUUUCCCACAUUUGCUGAGAGCGUACGCGCCGCAGACGAAUACCUGGUGUCCGAAUUGGGCUGCGAAUGGUCUGCUGAAGAGGAACUCCGGAGACCAAAGGGCCAGUCUCAGCUGGGUAUCGCCGAGUACAGCCAGACACUCUGCACCGUCCUGCAAGUGGCAUUGGUAGAUCUCCUCAAGCAGUGGGGGAUUGAGCCCAAGGCGGUAAUUGGUCAUUCCAGCGGCGAGAUUGGAGCGGCGUAUUGCCUCGGAGCCUUGGCUAGGAAGGACGCAUGGAAGAUAGCGUUCUACCGCGGCAUUUUGUCAAGCAGCCUCAAAGAGCUAUCGCCGAACACGCAUGGGGCCAUGAUGGCUGUGGGAGCAUCUGUUGAACAAGCAGAAGCUUUGAUCAAACGCAUAGCCCCCGGCCAAGUCACCGUUGCUUGCAUCAACUCGCCUUCAAGCGUAACUUUGUCAGGCGAUGUCGCUGGAAUCGAUAAGCUCACCGAAGUCAUCAGCCAAGAAGGUAUCUUUGCGAGGAAACUUCAAGUCGAUACAGCAUACCACUCACAUCACAUGGAGGCCAUUGCCUCUGCCUACUUGGAGGCUAUUGAUGAUGUGCAUACUCAGUCUGGCAAUGGCCAAUGUGUCAUGUACUCGAGUUGUACAGGUACCAAGGUUCAACCAAGCGAGUUGGGUCCAGCGCACUGGGUACGAAAUCUUGUUUCUCCAGUCAGAUUUGCUGGCUCCGUGCAGGAUAUUAUUCGCCCACCCAACAGUGACAAGACGGGUGGAAGAGCAAAUGUAAAUGCAGUCGAUGUCCUCGUUGAAGUAGGUCCGCAUUCUGCUCUCCAGGGCCCUUCGUUACAAAGCCUGAAGGAUAUAGGCGUUACCAACGUGCCAUAUCGUUCUGUUCUUUUGCGUUUUGAGGACGGUGUCAAGACUGCUCUCAGCUUGGCUGGAGACCUACACGCGCAGUCUGUUCCUAUUCGGCUCGAGCAGGUCAACGACCUUGCUACCGUAGCUCGUUUGGCAUCUCGCAAGCCUCAUACUCUGGUUGGUCUCCCCUCGUACCCAUGGAAUCACAGCCAAAGAUAUUGGGCCGAAACACGAUGGGCUAGGGAGCAGCGCUUGCGCAGGUUCCCACACCUCGCUUUGUUAGGAGCACCCAUUCCGUCGCCCACUGCUGGCGAGCACACUUGGCGUGGAUAUAUGCGCACCAAAGAUGAGCCUUGGCUGAGUGAGCACAAAAUCCAAGGAAGCACCAUAUAUCCCGCUGCCGGUUUUCUUGCCAUGGCCAUCGAGGCUGCGAUGCAAAUGUCGAGUCGGGACCGGAAAGUGAGUGGCUUUCAUCUCCGCCAUGUCCAGUUUGUAUCACCCAUGAUGAUCGAGGAGGACGAAGACGUCGAGUUCUCGAUUGUGUUGAGACCGCAUCAAGCAGGCACAAUGAGUACAGCCAGCACUUGGACUGAGUUUAUCGUCUCAAGCUCUCCGGAUGGCCAGAGGUUUGAACGUAACUGCCUUGGUCUCCUCGAUGUAACAUACGCGGGUGAGCGUGAGAGCACAGAGAUGGCAGCUGACAAGACGACCCUGCAACGCUGCGCAAACGAGGCCCAAGAUCUUUGUACUACCAGGCUUGAUGUCGCUGACUUUUACACACAUCUCGCAUCUAUUGGGCUUACCUACGGGCCAAACUUCAGAAAGAUCAGUGCCAUUUCAAGACGUGGCCAGUCCGGUGGUGGCCAGAGCAGUGGUUGUGUCGACGUUCCUGACGUCGGCCUGAAUGACACCUCAUAUUCUCUGGAUGGGGUCAGACCACACGUUGUACAUCCGGCCCUUCUGGAUGCUGUCAUUCACAUGGCAUUUGCUGCAAUGGAUGUGAAGAAGGCGUGGAUCCCAAAAUUCGUCGACGACGUUGUCAUCAACAUGGAUGUGCCUUGGUCUGCUGGUGAUCACAUUGCAGGUUUCUGCAAUGCCCAGGAUUAUGGCGCCAAAGAAUUUAAAGCAGAUAUUUUCAUGCAAAAUCCAAACACGCAAGCUCCAGCGAUCAAGCUGAUCGGUCUGUGCUAUGCAAGCCUAGCGGAUGAAGCAGAAAACGACGGAGGCGCCACCAAGCCAAAGAGCGUGUGCGGGAAACUGGAUUGGAAGCCUGCCUUGAGUCUGCUGGACCCACAAGACAUCAUCUCUGCAAUUGAAACUGAGCUUUGUAAUGGAACUCAGUGCACUGUAUCAGCUCUGUCCAAGGUGUCCAAGUUCAUCGACCUAUGGCAUCAUGAAAACCCAGACAUGAAGAUCAGUGAAGUAGCAAGCUCUAGCCGCCCAUUGCUACCCGAAUUGAGCAUCACCCGUAGCGUGUUCUCAACUAGCAAGUACGAAUGUGUCUGCUCUGAUGACCAGAAGGAGGCGAUACAGGAAGUGCUGGAUAAGAUGAAUGGUCAGAACCUCAACUUCGAGCUGAUAAGCACUGCCGAGGCUUUGCAACCAAACAAGCUAAAAUCCGACUUCGUUAUAGCUUCUCACAUGGGUGAGGGCGAAAAUACCAAGGAAGAGCUCAAUACACUGAUUGAAUCUCUGGACGGGGAGCAUCGCCAUACUCUUUGUCUUGUCGAUACUGCAGAGACCGCCGACAAGCUUGCAUCCAUCUGCUCCGCCAACUCGAGAAUUACUGAAAGACUGCAGUUCAAAGACGACAAACUCGUUGCGAAAAUCUUUGAAGUGCAGAAGCACAGUUCAAACCACACCAAUGGACACUCGGAGCCAUCUGAUAUUAUCAUCCUGAGUCCACAAAGCAAGAGUCCAGAACUGGAAGUGUUUGAGAACACUCUGCUCCAAGCUUUGACUGCGAACGGCCGCACAGGCAAAGUGCUUGUUUGGGAUGGAAUCUCAGAUGAAGCUGUUCGGGAAAGGCCUUGCAUUUCGCUCGUCGAGUUCGAUAAGCCCCUCCUCGGUGAUCUCAGUGAACAAGACUUUGCCCUGAUGAAGCGAACUGUGCUCCAGGCUUCACACUUGACCUGGGUGACGGGAGCAGAUGAUGCGAUGGCUGGUGGUACUCCCAUGGCCGCCAUGAUGAUUGGAGUCAUGCGCACUCUGCACAACGAACUUCUCGCUCUCCAACCACUCUCCAUUCUGGUUGAUAGAUCGAGCAAAGAGGGCCAGCUUGCACGAUCCGCUACCGUCACCGCAGAGAUAUUCUGCGGCAGGCAUAUGGAGAGUACUACGAGCACUCUUCCUCCGGAUCAUGAGUUCCAGAUUCGCAACGGGAUUCCCUACAUCUGUCGUGUACUUGAGGACGAGACCAUCAAUGAGACUUUGCAUCUCAACACCAAUCCCAAAGAAUCAUCCAUGAUCGAACCUCUACCCAUUAGCGCUGCUACAGCAGCUAUUGAGCUGGCUGUCGGAAAGCCAGGUCUUAUUGACUCGAUCCGUUUUGAGCCCAAGUCGGAUGCAGGUGCGCCUCUGGAUGCAGACGACAUUGAGAUUGCAGUCGCGGCAUCUGGCUUGAAUUUCCGCGAAGUCAUGACAAUUAUGGGUCUAUUGCCAUCCACAACCCUGGGUUUGGAGGCAGCAGGCACCGUGAUGCGUGUAGGAAGUGGCGUCACACAUGUCCAGAAGGGCGACCGAGUCGCUCUGCUUGGGAACGGUGCUCACAGCACGCUGUUCAGAAGCAAGGCAAAUUAUGCGUUCAAGCUGCCAGAGAGCAUGUCUUUCGAAGAAGGAGCUAGCCUGCCAGUGACAAGUUACACAGCUUGGUAUGGUGUCGUUUACAUUGCUCGAGCACGGAAGGGGCAGAGCAUCCUAAUCCAUGCUGGUGCAGGCGGUGUUGGACAAGCGGCACUACAGAUCGCAAGGCACUUGGGUUUGGAAGUCUUCACUACAGUCAGUAGUCCAGAAAAACGACAGCUCGUCCAAGACCAGUAUGGUGUCGCCGAGGACCACAUCUUCAACAGCCGCGAUUUGGAGUUCGCCCAGGGAGUGAGGCGCAUGACAAAUGGAAGGGGCGUAGAUAUCGUUCUCAACUCUCUUGCAGGCGAAUCAAUGCGACGCAGCUGGGAGUGUAUUGCUCCAGGCGGCCAUUUCGUCGAAAUUGGUUUGCGAGAUAUUCUGGACAACACCCGCCUGGAUAUGCGGCCAUUCCGUUACGGCGCCACCUUCUCUUUCUUUGAUCUCAAGGACAUUUGGGACAACCGUCCUGCUCUUAUGGCCGAGAUCGUACAAGGUACCGAGCCGUUGCUCACACAAGGCAUAAUCAAGCCAGCAGCCCCUUUGCUUACACACACCAUCUCUGAGAUGGAAAAGGCAGUGCGGCUGAUGCAGUCGGGCAGACACACGGGCAAAAUUGUGUUGCAGUGGAAGCCUGAGCAUGUCGUACCAACCCUACGCUGCCCUUCGCCGCCUAUGGAACUUGACCAGAACGGUGUCUAUGUUCUGGUUGGAGGUCUGGGAGGGCUGGGACGCUCUCUUGCCAAAAUGCUUGUUGCUGAUGGCGCGCGCAAGCUGUGUUUCCUCAAUCGUUCGCGUAACCUUUCAAAGGAUGCUGAGCAACUCCUCGCCGAACUGCGAGGGAAAAACAUUGCAGUUUUGCCCAUACCCUGCGACGUUUCUUCGGAAUCUUCUCUGAAGACUGCCUUUGCGCAAGCCGAAUCUGAGCUUGACGGCCCCAUCCGUGGCUGUUUCCAAUGCGCAAUGGUUCUCCGUGAUGUUUUAUUCGAAAACAUGACCUACGCAGACUGGGUUCAAUCGACACGUCCAAAGGUCCAGGGAAGCAAAAACUUGGACGACCUUCUUCCCGAAACGACUGACUUCUUCAUCAUGCUCUCAUCUUUCUGCGGCGUUUUCGGCAAUCGUGGCCAGGCCAACUACGUCGCUGGUUGCGGCUUUCAAGACGCACUGGCUCACUCCCGUCGCACACGCGGCAAGCACGCCGUGAGCAUCGACCUGGGGCUCAUGCGUGAAGUCGGUCGCCUGGCCGAAGAGGGCGCUGUGGGCGAUAUUGCGCAGUGGGAGAAGGUAUGGGGCAUCCGCGAGCACGAGUUUGUCGCCUUGAUGAGGCUUUGCAUGACACCCGACCAAACAGGGGCUCAGCUGCCAACAGGCCUGGGAACCAAGGCGGCUUCAAUCGCUGCAGGUAUCGAGCCACCGUACUACUUUGAUACAGAUGCCCGCUUCGGGAUUGUGGCUCGCAUGGGCGCUGCCGAGCUUGAUGACGGAGCCAAGGCGGGAGGAGGUGGUGCAGAAAAAGAAGCGCUUUCUGCUCUUCUUUCUAAAGCAAAGAACCUGCCUGAAGCAACAUCAGCGGUCCUUUCUGCACUGGUACUACGCGUAUCCAAGAUGCUGGGUGUCCCGCCAGAAGAGCUCGAUACCGGUCGCUUCUUACACAGCUAUGGUGUUGAUUCUUUGGCUGCCAUUGAGCUGGUCAACUGGGCAUUGCGGGAAUGUCAGUCACGCAUUGCCGUCUUUGAUGUCAUGGCCGGAGUACCUAUGGCCGUCUUCUCAGAGCGCGUCGCUGUCAAAUCGAAGCUGUUGGCCAAAGGAGUUGUCGAAGCGUCAUGA
Molecule: messenger RNA, 7326 nt
Organism: Exserohilum turcica Et28A
Lineage: Eukaryota; Fungi; Ascomycota; Dothideomycetes; Pleosporales; Pleosporaceae
Exons: 4
Coding region: 1-7326 (2441 amino acids)
Biological process (GO): fatty acid biosynthetic process; secondary metabolite biosynthetic process
Molecular function (GO): phosphopantetheine binding; zinc ion binding; oxidoreductase activity
Source: RefSeq, a predicted model, not a curated record